This is a messenger RNA of Phoenix dactylifera (date palm), 2754 nucleotides long. Its product is annotated as sulfate transporter 4.1, chloroplastic-like. The record is from RefSeq and is a predicted model, not a curated record. NCBI's taxonomy places the organism in Eukaryota, Viridiplantae, Streptophyta, Magnoliopsida, Arecales, Arecaceae. Gene Ontology annotation, cellular component: membrane. Gene Ontology annotation, biological process: transmembrane transport.
UAUACCCGGCCAUAUCCAUCUCCAGAGUUCCAUCCUCCGCCAACUAAAUAUAUUAAGCCUAGUGGCUUCCACGUAGCUGGGAGGUGUGAGGUCCGGAAUGGAGAUAUCCUACGCCACCUCCAGCUCUCCGGACAUCCCGAUCGGCACCGGCGUAGUCCGGCGGGCAAGGUUGACACCCGUCGAUCACCCGUCGCGGCCUCCUUCCUCGGCUACACUCUUCUUCCGGUGGAGGUCUAGAGUCGGUAGCAUGACGGCGGUCGAGUUGCUGGAGCUGCUGCUCCCAUGCAUCCGGUGGAUCCGCAACUACCGCUGGCGAGAGUAUCUCCAGAUGGAUCUCGUGGCCGGUGUCACCGUCGGUGUCAUGCUCAUCCCUCAGGCAAUGUCAUAUGCGAAGUUAGCUGGGCUUCAUCCAAUUUAUGGCCUCUAUUCUGGUUUUGUUCCAAUAUUUGCCUAUGCUAUAUUUGGCUCGUCCCGUCAGCUUGCAAUAGGCCCUGUCACAAUGGUCUCCCUCUUAGUUUCAAAUGCUGUGAGUGCCAUUGUUGAUUAUCCCUCAGACGAGCUUUACACAGAGCUUGCUAUAUUAUUGGCAUUCAUGGUUGGCGUAGUAGAAUGUAUAAUGGGGCUGCUGAGGCUUGGUUGGCUUCUCCGUUUCAUCAGCCGUUCUGUAAUUUCUGGCUUCAUUACUGCUUCAGCCAUUGUAAUCGCGCUAUCUCAAACCAAAUACCUCUUAGGAUACAACAUAGAUAGGAGCAGUGAAAUUGUACCACUUGCGAAAAGUAUUAUUGCUGGUGCUGAAAAGUUCUCAUGGCCCCCCUUUGUAAUGGGAUCUACCAUUCUUUCAGUUAUCAUCCUCAUGAAGCACCUGGGGAAAACAAAAAAGAAUUUGAGAUUCCUUCGUUCAUCGGGACCACUUCUAGCAGUCAUAUUGGGUACAUCUUUCAUGAAAAUCUUUCAACCAUCUUCAAUUUCUGUGGUAGGUGAAAUACCGCAGGGCCUUCCAAAAUUCCAUAUUCCUAGAGAAUUUCAGUAUGCACGAUCUCUAAUAUCGGCUGCAUUCCUCAUUACAAGUGUGGCGGUUUUGGAAUCUGUGGGGAUAGCCAAAGCUUUGGCAGCAAAGAACGGGUAUCAAUUGGACCCAAAUCAAGAGCUGUUUGGUCUUGGCAUGGCCAAUAUCUGUGGUUCAUUCUUCUCUGCAUACCCUUCUACAGGCGCUUUUUCUAGGUCUGCUGUAAAUCAUGAUAGUGGGGCAAAAACUGGAUUAUCUGGGGUUACAAUGGGAUUGACAGUGGGAUGUGCUCUUUUUUUUCUGACACCAUUAUUUACGGAUAUACCUCAGUGUGCACUUGCUGCCAUCGUGAUUUCUGUUGGCAUAAGUCUAGUGGAUUAUGAGGAGGCCUUGUUUUUGUGGCAUGUGGACAAGAAAGAUUUCCUUCUCUGGACUAUCACCUGCAUUACAACAUUGUUCCUUGGAAUUGAGAUUGGUGUGCUUGUUGGGGUAAGCUCCUCCCUUGCAUGCGUCAUCCAUGAAUCAGCAAAUCCACAUAUCGCUGUCUUGGGGCGGCUUCCUGGGACUACCGUUUACAGAAACAUCGAACAGUAUCCUGAAGCAUAUAUACAUGAUGGAAUUGUUGUUGUUCAAAUUGAUGCACCGAUCUACUUUGCAAAUGUCAGUUACAUCAGGGACAGGCUACAAGAGUAUCAAACCACAAAGUAUGGACCAGAAGCCGAAAGGGUUUAUUUCGUGAUCAUCGAAAUGGCAUCUGUUCCAUAUAUUGACUGUAGUGCUGUUCAAGCUCUCAAGGACCUGCAUCAAGAGUACAAAUCACAAGAAAUCCAGAUUGUAAUUUCCAAUCCAAAUCGAAAAGUUCUGCUAACUCUCUCAAGAUCAGGACUUGUUGAAAUGAUUGGCAAGAACUGGUAUUUUGUGAGCGUGCAUGAGGCUGUCGAAGCUUGCCUCCAGGAAAUGCCGAACUUGCAUGGGACAAUAUCAAGGCUAGUGGGAAAUUCGACUGCCUGUGGGCAACCAAAUUUCCUCCAAAAGUUAUGGAAACAGCAAAGUGGAGAUGACUCCCCUCUUGGUCAAGAGCCUUUGCUGCCUGAAAACGUGAUCUGAGUGUCGUCUCUCUAUUGGCUUAUUUUUUGCUGGUUCGGUCUGUGAUAUCCUAUGUACAUAAACAAUAUGAAGAAUUAUUUUUCACAAGAGAAACUAAGAGUGUUAUGGCCUUCUCGAGUACAAUACUUCAUGCUGGUGACAAGUUGGAUGGGGUUCUAUAACUCAUAAUGGAAGCCUUGAGAUCCUAGGACUGAAAUCAGCUUUCUCAGAAAGAACUGAUUCCGCAACAGAGCCAGUGGCUAAUGGCCUUGAAACUACUCACCUUCAUAUCUUGGAUAUCCCUGAUUGUUUGUUUUCGAAGUUUUACAGGCUUAAGAUUUAGGCUGGCAGACUCUUGCUUCAUGGUUUGUGAUUAGUGGGUCCUUCAUAAUUUGUGUCAUCUUACAGUUGAUUGUGGAUGGGCUGUCAGCUAUCAGAUAAGAAUGAGAACUUAAAGCCAUUUUGUAGAAAGCCUCGAGGCUCCAACAAAUGUCUAGAAAUUUGUAUAGGAUUCUCAGCUACUUAUGGAUUAAACCUUAUGUUGUAUAGAAGGCCAUUAAUACCCACCUGUGAAUGAUCCUGUAAAUGAACUUAAACCUUAUUUUUGACACUUGUGUAGAUUGAGAUUGUUCAUUAUUUUUACUACUGCACUUCUUGGACAA